Messenger RNA from Schistocerca nitens (vagrant locust), 2246 nucleotides. RefSeq names its product FGGY carbohydrate kinase domain-containing protein. The record is from RefSeq and is a predicted model, not a curated record. Gene Ontology annotation, biological process: carbohydrate metabolic process. Gene Ontology annotation, molecular function: kinase activity; phosphotransferase activity, alcohol group as acceptor. Lineage: Eukaryota; Metazoa; Arthropoda; Insecta; Orthoptera; Acrididae. The coding region runs from base 275 to 1969 and encodes 564 amino acids. The transcript is spliced from 10 exons.
CUUUAGGUUCCCUCAAAAAAUGCCGUAAAAUGUUAUAUCCCAGUUCACAAGUAUAAGAGGCGCUAAUUUGGUGUAAAGUUGAGGAGUGGGCGAGGAGCGCUCUAUACAUGGAAAGUUCCAUCGUGAUACUCGUCUGCUUGAAUUGGUGCAGGUGUUUCGCAAUAGAUCUCGUGACCAUUGACUUCGGCGAUUAUUUCAAGGUUAAGAAGGGCGAAAGCCUCGGUUUUGAGAGCCGCUGUUAUAAGCACGAUUAUGCAAUACGUUUACGAUUGACAUGGUGAAGGAGGGAUACAGUAACGGAAUCGGUACAGUGAUGGGCCAUGAAAAUCUGUUUGUGGGCGUUGACGUGGGAACGGGAAGCGUUAGAGCUGCCCUAGUCAGCGAGCAAGGAAAACUUCUUAAUGUUAGCACGAAACCUAUUAAAACGUGGACACCAAAGAAAGAUUUCUUUGAGCAGUCAUCGGAUGACAUAUGGUCGGUGUGUUGCCAUGUUGUAAAGGCUGUCACACAAGACAUAGAACCAGCAGCUGUUAAAGGAAUUGGAUUUGAUGCUACAUGUUCUUUAGUUGUCCUUGACAAAACAGGAAAUCCACUUUCAGUAAGCCCAACAGGCAAUAAUGAACAGAAUAUUAUUUUGUGGAUGGAUCAUCGUGCAAUUGAAGAAGCAGAUUUAAUAAACAGUCUGAAGAACCCAGUCUUAAAUUAUGUUGGAGGAAAAAUAUCAUUGGAAAUGGAGACACCAAAACUUCUCUGGCUCAAGAAAAAUUUAAAGAGUCAGUGUUGGGAUAAGGCAGGAUAUUUCUUUGACUUACCUGACUUCCUAACUUGGAAAGCAACAGAUUCAGAAUCUCGGUCACUUUGUUCACUUGUGUGUAAAUGGACAUAUCAAGUACAGGCUGAUGGAGUGGGAAGCUGGAGCAGCCGGUAUUUCACUGAAAUUGGAUUGGAUGAUUUAAUAACUGAUAACUGGAGAAAAAUUGGGUCAGAAGUAAAACCACCUGGUGCUCCUAGUGGAAAUGGACUGUCGCGCAGAGCAGCUGCUGAUCUGGGUCUACUGCCAGGCACUGCAGUUGGCACAUCCAUGAUUGAUGCUCACGCUGGAGGUCUAGGCAUGAUUGGUUGUUCAGCUGAUGGUGUUUCUCAAGACUUUCACACCAGGUUAGGUCUGAUUUGUGGUACUUCAACUUGCCACAUGGCUGUCAGCAAAUUACCUUACUUUGUUCCUGGUGUUUGGGGCCCAUAUUUCAGUGCCAUGGUGCCUGGACUGUGGUUGAAUGAAGGGGGACAGAGUGCCACUGGAAAACUUAUUGAUCACAUUAUUGAUACACACCCGGCCACAGACGCUAUCAAAGAGAAAAUUGGAGACAGUGUGCAUGUACAAGAAUAUUUAAACAAUCUGCUGGAGAAAAUGGCCCAGAAGCAAGAACUGAAAUCAGUAGCUAUGCUAACAUGCAAUGUGCACAUGUGGCCUGAUUUUCAUGGUAAUCGCUCUCCUUUGGCAGACCCGUCUCUUCAAGGAAUGAUAUCAGGACUCACUCUGUCUGUGGAUGAAGAAAAUCUGGCCACACUGUAUCUUGCAACAAUUCAAGCUCUGUCGUAUGGAACAUUACACAUUCUCCAGGAAAUGAGACUGGCUGGUCAUUCAGACAUACAAUCCAUAGUAAUCUGUGGAGGACUGAGUCGCAACAGGCUGUUUGUGCAGACACAAGCGGAUGUAGCGGGCUUGCCAGUAUUGCUUCCCAAGGAACCUGAGUCAGUGAUGUUAGGUGCUGCUAUUCUGGGGGCAUGUGCUGCAGGAGUGUAUCCAGAAAUUACAACAGCUGCUAAAGCAAUGAGUGGACCAGCAGAAGUACUGAAACCAAGAGAUUUAGAGCACAGAUACCACCAAAGAAAGUACAAAGUGUUUCUGAAAAUGUUGGAGGACCAGAGGACAUACAAAGAGGUCAUGUCACUAAGAUCAAUGAUUUAGGUUGUGUUACUUUUUUUACAUCUGUAAUCUAUAAAUGUGUACUGGAACCACAAUUACAUACAGUCUGUCUUAGAGCUAAGACAGACUGAUACUGGAACACACAAAGGGAAAACUAGCCUGCUCUUAAAAUUUUGGAAAGAAGACCUUAAAUGUAAAAGACUCUUUAAGGGAUGAAAUAAUGUGAUUAAAAUGUUAUAGGGACUGAGUAAGAACAUUAAAUUUCUUAAAACAUUUGGAAAACAUAAGUACAGUAAAUAAAAUACAUAUUUUUCUAUAA